Molecule: messenger RNA, 720 nt
Organism: Etheostoma spectabile (orangethroat darter)
Lineage: Eukaryota; Metazoa; Chordata; Actinopteri; Perciformes; Percidae
Gene: prlh
Product: prolactin releasing hormone
Exons: 2
Coding region: 61-333 (90 amino acids)
Biological process (GO): response to peptide hormone; feeding behavior; G protein-coupled receptor signaling pathway
Molecular function (GO): neuropeptide hormone activity; prolactin-releasing peptide receptor binding
Source: RefSeq, a predicted model, not a curated record
UGAUCUGGGUUCACAUGGGACUGGUCUUAUGUUUGGGGUUUGUCUCCAGGUGGAGCUGUGAUGAGGGGGUGUGCAGUCUUCUGUGCGGUCCUGCUGUUGCUGGGUCAAGCUCUGAGUGGUUCUCAUCCAGACCGCUCCAGGACUAUCAGAAAUCGAGACAUCGAUGCUUCCUGGUACACAGGCCGAGGGAUCAGACCCGUGGGGAGGUUCGGCCGGAGAGUGACACGGAGAAACCAGCAUCUGGCUUUCAGCUCAGCAGACGUCCCCAGACCACCAGCUCACAGUGGGGUGAUGCUCGGAUCACACCGUAAAACGCUGAGGAUGACCACGUAGAGGGGUCUUGUUUUUAUUUACACAUUGGUUUUGUUCAUAUAGGAUGUAGAGGACUUUUGAAACAUAUUGCACAAUUAAUUUCCUGUAAACAUGGUGUAAAUUAACUAUUUUUUUCUAAAUAAUGUAUGAUAUCAUGGUCAAUUUAAGAUUACCUGAUAAGUUGUUUGUCUUCCUUCUCCUUUUUGAACAUGGGAAAUUUAAGUUUGUUUGAAUGACUUUCAAAUUUUAGAAGACUGUGCUGAGAAGUACAUGGCCUUAUUUAUCUGUCAUUUUAUUUAUAUAUAUGUAUGCAUGAAUGCAUGUAUAUGUAUCUUUUAUUUUAAAGUUUUUUUUUCACAUGUUCAAAAAUUAUUAAACUAAGAUUGCAAGUGUUUUCAAGAAGGUAAA